Molecule: messenger RNA, 1584 nt
Organism: Rhagoletis pomonella (apple maggot)
Lineage: Eukaryota; Metazoa; Arthropoda; Insecta; Diptera; Tephritidae
Product: transcription factor 15
Exons: 3
Coding region: 914-1333 (139 amino acids)
Biological process (GO): developmental process; regulation of transcription by RNA polymerase II
Molecular function (GO): DNA-binding transcription factor activity, RNA polymerase II-specific; RNA polymerase II transcription regulatory region sequence-specific DNA binding; protein dimerization activity
Source: RefSeq, a predicted model, not a curated record
GCAACGCAAUUCAAUUUACCGCCACAAUUGGAAAUCAGCAGCUGAAAUGAGGGAUUAAGACUCAAGUGGAUCAGCGAGAUCUUUUGGAAAAAAUAACAACAAACCCUUGUAGUAUAUUUUGCGGAAGUGUCGCAUGGGAGCCCGCUGUGACGCUGCUCGCAAAGCAAAUGCAAAGACCGAAAUGCGGAAAGAAAAAGUACUAUAUGGAACUUAUAUAUCCUACAAGAUAGGCAGUCCUGCAGUGAGAUUGCAUUUCAUGUGGUCAAAUAUUUACGCUCUUGUUAUAGUUAUUAAACUCCUACAUUCAUAACAAGCAGUGCGCGCUGGCAUUUGUUGAUGCCUUUUUUAUGUGUAAUGCCCAUAUUUAUACUCUUUCAUACAUUCUUUAUGGUCAAUUUGUCGCCACUAACGACUUAAUUCAUUUCACAGACAGUGCGCCACCAGUGUGCCAGCAGCCAGCGCAUCACAGUUGUAUGCUUGCGACUACUGUUCCUGAAACUAUUAAUUUUAAAUGCGGCAGAGCGUAGCUGCGGCUACUGCUAGCGAUUGAUGAGUAGCGUAGAAGGGAAAUUCUUGAAAUAAGAGAUCAGCAAUGACCAUUAACUAAUUUAAAAAAAAAAAAGACAAGCAAAAAUAUAUGUGGAUAAAUGUACAUUACCGUUUGCUUUGAGUGGAGAAAACAUUGAAAAGAACAUCGCCAUGAAAAGCGGACGUGCACUUUUAUUGUUGCUCUCCAACGGUUAGCUAUACGUUGGUAAUUGAAUCGAAGUGAAAUUUUACGAGAGGCUUCAAAUUAAGUGCAAGUGAAUUUGUUAAUUAAUCAAUCAUACCAGCUGUCUUUAAUUGGACAGUGUGCUAUCUGCUGAAUAAUAGCAUAUUUUGGAUUAUUUCAUAUUAAGUUUUUCUUCUAAUAAUGGAUUACGGAAUAUUUAACAAUUACUCAGUCACAUUAGAUGGAUUGAUGCGUGAAGCGCAAAGUAUUAGUCCUGUGCACUCGGAAUUCUCUAACGCCAGCGAGCCAGAGAAGCCGCGCAAGGAAGUGAAUGCACGUGAACGUAAUCGCACACAAAGGUUUGUCAAUUCCGCCUUUACAACAUUGCGCAGCUUAAUACCAACAGAACCAUGUGAUCGAAAAUUAUCAAAGAUUGAAAUAUUACGAUUAGCUAAGAGUUACAUAGCACAUCUGGACGCGGUCGUUAUGACAGGCAACAACGAGAAGCCGUGUGCCAAUUAUACUAGCCCCCAUCUGUGUGAAAAUAUAAACGCAGCAGACAAACCAACAAGAUCAAGUAUCUGCACAUUUUGCGCAACUUCAAGCGGAAGCAAAAAUUAAAGAAUAUAUAAAUUGAACGUUGCUUAAUUUUAAUGGAAUAUUUAAUUGAUAAUUAUGUACAUAUGUAUGUAUAUAAGCAAGUUUAUCAUAUAAAAAAUGUUUGAGUUUUUUAAGCUAAUGGCUUAAAAUAUUUUUUAUUUGACAACUCUUAGUAAUGGUUAUGCUUUUACAUUUGAAGAUAAAAAAAAAUUGGCUUUAUUUUAAGUUUAGUGAUAUACAAAUAUUGGCGCAAUAAAUGUUGCAAUAAUAGA